AUGUCAAACCCAAAUAUUCCCAGUCGGAUGAGAGCUGCACAGAUUGCAGAGUACAACAGACCUUAUGAGCUAGUUGAGAGAAAUGUCCCUACCAUUCGCAAAAAUGAACUUCUUAUUAGGGUUCAUGCGGCCGGCUUCUGCCAUUCUGACCUGCAGGUUUUGCAAGGGCAGUUCAAGUCGCCUUUGGGAAUGAUCCCAUCACAUGAGCCUGCCGGUGUUAUUGUUCAAAUCGGCACCGAAUGCAGUCCUGAAUGGAAGAUUGGUGACAGAGUUGGGGCUCUCAACUUCAAGAAUUCGUGCGGAAAAUGCAGUGGUUGCGGACUCGUGAGGCGUACUAGCACGCAACUUGAUCCGAGAUUCUGCGACAAGAGAGAAACUGCGGGCUUCCAGCAUGAUGGGGCCUUUGCAGAAUACCUUGCUGUUGACCCGGAGACAACAGUUCGCUUGCCCUCAUCUUUGCCAUUCGAUCAAGCCGCCCCGUUGAUGUGCGCCGGUGCAACAGUCUGGGGCUCGUUAGAGCGGGCAACGUCUGGUUUAAGCCCCGGUGAGACAGUGGCAAUUAUUGGUAUAGGCGGCCUCGGUCACCUCGGUCUUCAGUUUGCAAGGGCUAUGGGCUUCCGCACAAUAGCCAUCGACAGCCGACCCGCGGGGAGACAGCUAGCUACGGAAAUGUCAAAUGAGGAUUUGAGGCCAUCACUAGUGGUCGACUCCGGCGCCGAGGAUGCUGCUACUCAGAUUAUGAAUUUCACAAAUGGCGAAGGUGUUGCAGCAGCAGUAGUCUGCACAGAUUCUUUGGCAGCCAAUAACUGGGCUUUAACGAUAUUACGGAUUGGGGGUGUUAUGGGUGUUCUAGGUCUGCCGGCUGAUAAUUGGAGGUUCGAUUCAAGCGUUAUAGUGUUUCGAGAACUCACUAUUCGAGGGAGCUAUGUUGCGAGCAAAUUGGCUACGGAACGAAUGAUGGAAGCAGUUGAGAGGGCAGGAAUCAGGUCACAGAUCACACUUGUUCCAUUUGACGGAAUUCCGAGUAUUCUAGAUGCAUAUCAAGACAGCGCUUUCAAAGGUAGACUGGUAGUGCAGGUGGCGGAGUAG
This is a messenger RNA of Colletotrichum truncatum, 1089 nucleotides long. RefSeq names its product putative alcohol dehydrogenase. Gene Ontology annotation, cellular component: cytoplasm. The record is from RefSeq and is a predicted model, not a curated record. Lineage: Eukaryota; Fungi; Ascomycota; Sordariomycetes; Glomerellales; Glomerellaceae. Gene Ontology annotation, molecular function: alcohol dehydrogenase (NAD+) activity.